Gossypium raimondii (Peruvian cotton) is the source of this 770-nucleotide messenger RNA. Its product is annotated as pathogenesis-related protein 1. The record is from RefSeq and is a predicted model, not a curated record. Lineage: Eukaryota; Viridiplantae; Streptophyta; Magnoliopsida; Malvales; Malvaceae. Gene Ontology annotation, cellular component: extracellular region. The transcript has a single exon. The coding region runs from base 80 to 634 and encodes 184 amino acids.
CCUCUCUCAAAACACAUAAAAUUCAUCUCAUACUUCAACUUUUCUUCAUUGCAAUAUUCUUAUAGAAUCAAACUUCAAAAUGGAGUUUACUUUAGUAGCUCUUACUUCUCUCAUAGCCUUAGCCUUGGUCCAUCCUUCCCAUGCCCAAAACUCACCACAAGACUACCUAGUCCUUCCCUCCCAAGCCCAAGACUCACAACAAGACUACCUAGCCUUGGGAGGGGACUCACCACAAGACUACCUCAAUGCUCACAAUGCAGCUCGAGCAGCCGUCGGUGUUGGCCCUAUGAUUUGGGACAAGACCGUGGCUGCCUAUGCACGGAACUACGCUAAUCAACACUAUUACGACUGCAACCUUAUUCACUCCGGUGGACCUUAUGGUGAGAAUCUUGCCUGGAGUAGCGCUGACUUUUCGGGCACUAGUGCUGUAAGAAUGUGGGUUAGUGAGAGGGUAAACUACAAUUACAACUCCAACAGUUGUGCAGCAGGCAAGGUUUGCGGGCAUUAUACUCAAGUGGUUUGGCGCAACUCGAUUCGUCUUGGGUGUGCUAAGGUGAGGUGCAACACUGGUGGAACUUUCAUUACUUGCAACUAUGCUCCUGCAGGCAAUAUCAUCGGUCAAAGACCUUACUAAAAAGUUUAUUUUGCUUAAACAUCUUCCAAAUCAACUCAAUUAUCUACCAUAAAAAUGCUAAAUAUAUGUUAGUACUCAUCAGCCUACUGCAUGGCAAAUAAUAAGGAAGAAAUGAAUGUUUUAUUGUUUCGAUUUA